AUGUGCAAAGGGGUAGAGAAAGUUCUGGCCGGUGGAGAUCGUCUCAUUGUCUUCCCCAAUGGGACCAGAAAGGAGAUUUCAGCUGACAAGGUCUCGGCGAAGGUCACCUUCUUCAACGGAGACACGAAACAAACGACAGCUGAUCACAGAGUGAUCUACUUCUACGCAGAAGCCCAGACCACACACAUCACGUACCCUGACGGGAUGGAGGUCCUUCACUUUCCCAACGACCAGACAGAAAAACAUUUUCCCGACGGUCGUAAGGAAAUCACGUUCCCAGAUCAAACGGUAAAGAAUCUGUUCCCCGACGGCAGGGAGGAAAGUGUGCUGACAGAUGGUACCGUCAUUCAGGUCGACCCCAACGGCACCAAACAGAUCCACUUCAACACGGGACAGAAGGAGGUCCAUACAGCAGCCUAUAAAAGGAGGGAGUAUCCAGACGGCACCGUGAAGACGGUCUACACCGACGGCAGGCAGGAAACACGCUAUCCAAACGGACGGGUCAGGGUCAAAGACAAAGAUGGCAACAUUGUUCUGGACAACCAGACAUAA
This is a messenger RNA of Nematolebias whitei (Rio pearlfish), 552 nucleotides long. RefSeq names its product centromere protein J-like. Lineage: Eukaryota; Metazoa; Chordata; Actinopteri; Cyprinodontiformes; Rivulidae. Gene Ontology annotation, cellular component: centriole; centrosome; nucleus. Gene Ontology annotation, molecular function: tubulin binding. Gene Ontology annotation, biological process: centriole elongation; cilium assembly. The coding region runs from base 1 to 552 and encodes 183 amino acids. The record is from RefSeq and is a predicted model, not a curated record. The transcript is spliced from 5 exons.